Topomyia yanbarensis is the source of this 514-nucleotide messenger RNA. It is a transcript of the gene Atox1, whose product is annotated as copper transport protein ATOX1. Lineage: Eukaryota; Metazoa; Arthropoda; Insecta; Diptera; Culicidae. The record is from RefSeq and is a predicted model, not a curated record. The coding region runs from base 153 to 374 and encodes 73 amino acids. Gene Ontology annotation, cellular component: cytosol. The transcript has 3 exons. Gene Ontology annotation, biological process: copper ion transport. Gene Ontology annotation, molecular function: copper chaperone activity; metal ion binding.
GCCUACAAAGAGGUUCAGUGAGACUGAAUGUUUUUGCAAGCACAUACUGUGAUCUUUUGACUAAUCGCGAAAGUUGUAUACUCAACAACAGUAGUGUAAAUCGUAUUUUUGAUAAUUAGUUAUAAAUUGUUUAAUUCUCAACAACGGCUACAAUGGCAGCGCUGACACACGAAUUCAAGGUGGAAAUGACAUGUACCGGUUGUUCGGGAGCGGUAGAACGAGUACUCGGCAAGUUAAAAGAAAAAGUAGAAAAGGUAGACAUCGACCUCGAUAACAAAAAAGUCUUCGUUACAUCAACACUUUCGUCGGAUGAACUACUGGAAACCAUCAAGAAAACUGGAAAAGAAACUAGUUACGUUGGUGUUAGGGCCUAAUAAUCGGUUAUCACCCGGAUACUCAGGGAUAUUCUCAACAACUUUAUCCUUCUAUUUGUGUUAAUUAAAAACGUUGUUUCAAGUAUUAGUUAAAAUCGUUUCGUUUUAUCUUGCUUCGUGAGUGAACUGCGACAGCUUUU